GAAAAUGAACAGAAAAAAAAUUGCAAAAAAAUAUAAAACCGUUCCUUCAGACCAAUCUCCAGUUAGUCACGACAAAGACCAUGUUCUAGGGUAAUAAACGUUCACGAUGUUGAAAACAUAUGAAAUUAUUAUUUUGGCACGGCCUCUGCUGAUGAACUUGACACGAGUUCCAUGGAAUUCUUAAGUAUAUACACGAAAAAAGAAAAUAAAUACUUGUGGAGAUGUUUUCAAAUUGAAAGUCCGUUGAGCAGAGGGCGGCAGUGUCUUCCUCCCUCUUCUCCGCCAUAUCAAACUGCGCAGUUCCUAAUAGGGUUUAGGGUUAGACGUUAUAGACGUUAGAGUUGAAGGCGCACAAAGAUAUAACAACAAGUACUGGUCGCAGGGCCGAUGGUGCAUCUGAUUGCACUUGAGUGAAGUAGGAAUACUAAGUUGACCGAUCCUUGGUUCGGCUGAAGGAUUCUGCCUGACAAGUCAGUGGGAUGCAUGAGACUUUCCAUGAAGACCCCACAGACAUUUCCAAACGAAAGCUCAGACGUCUGAGGGGAACAGCCGCUAAUAAGUGGAGUCUUGGAUUGAGCAUUGGAUUGGCAGCGUUAUUCGGUAUUGGCUGCCACUUCUUCACGGAGUCUAGUUGGUCCAACAGACUCAAGGAGAAAUUUUUGAAGGCAGCGAAGGUAUCUAAGGAUGAACAACUCCAGCAGUUAAUGAUGAAAGACAUCUUUUGGAACUCGACCGUUAAAAACCUCCGUAAGAAAGAACGUGGUGAACUCCCCCGUCCAGCAUCGGCCGAAGCCUAAACCAAACUUCUCCGCCUCAGGUCUCACUUCAAUUCGAGAUGAAAAAAAACGAACAGCAGUUGUCCCAGGGCAGACUUCGUUUGAAGACCUCCACAAGAAGCAAAUCGUCAUCAAAGCCAUCACACUCACCAGUAGCUAUGGACCGCUCCAGGAGCUUCGACUCACUACACGACGAGAGUCUCGCGGAUUUCAAGUCUCCAAAACCAUCUAAAAUUUUCUCGAAGUCCUCCGGGCAAAUUGCAAACACCAAAAACGAGCCCUCCACCAGUAAAAAUCCCCGCCACGUUCGUUCUAAAAAGCCCCCUUCAAAUCAGCAAUCCAUUGUCUCCCUUUUUGCAAAAACUGAGGCGGAAAAUUCCACUUUCACUUGUCCCGUGUGCCUGAAGCCCUUCAGCUGUCCUGACAUUCAGGUCAUGCACACCAAGAAAUGUGCCGCCCAAAACGGUAUCUCCACAGAGACGCUCGUGGCAGCAAUGGAGCUCCAGGAGAAGCAGUCGAAUGAGCGAAAAGCGAUGGGACUUCCCAGCAAGGGUCUCCCCACCCCGAAGAGGAAGCCUUCGUCCUCGAGAAGUGCACCCCAUGAAGACGAUCCUGACAUCCAGCUGGCUCUGGCCCUCUCCAAAUCUCUGAACGAAGCCCAGGAGCUCGAGAAAUUGGACGAGGCGAUUGCCCUUGCUGCAGAUGAAGACGAUACAAUCCCGGAAAUGACUGCCUCCCAACGAAGAUCAACCCUGAUGUCCUUCGGCUUUUCCACGAAUAAACCAACGGGUGAAGUUGAACGACCGAGGAGACGUAAAAAGUUGCAGGGGCCGACGGUUUUACAGACUCGGACACCGGAAGUCAAAGAACAGAUCCUCACUGAGAGAAUUGCUGAAGUCCUGGUGGGAUCUGAAUCUAUCACUCAGCUGCAGGAGGUAGGGAUAAUUGUGAGGGCGGUGAUUAUAAUAAAACAGAAUAGCGAGUUAAGAAUGAUGGGGUGGGAUGAGUCUGCGAGGUUGUGGCGAUUAUCGUUUGGAAAUGGCGAUGGGCAGUAUUAUGUUGAGGCACUGAAAAAUAUUAUGGGAAUCGUUGAUGAUGGGACUGGAAAGGAUUGUCUGAUGAUCAUUGCAGACCGCCAACACAGUAACAAAGGAGCAACAACAAAAUCCGAUAUUGAGGAGGUUAAAGAUUACUCAACGAUCGAAGAAACUGGAACCCAACCAGAUCUCCAAAAUACCUGUGAAGUCCAUCAACAGAUCGACACUACUGAAAAUGAAACUUCCAACACUGAUGAGAUAGCUGAGGCUAUUAUUUAUCAUUCAAGCCAAACAUGUUAUAAAGAAUGUGAAAACAUGAGUCCAAUAGAAAAAUCAGAGAGCGAAAUAAACUCAGUAGAUAGUGAUAACAUAAUGUCUUUAUCAAACGACUGGAGUAAAAUGGUAGCCGGCAGUUAUCUCAGUGACAUUGCCAUUUUCAUCAAGGACAGUACCUUCAUUCACGCUCAUAAGCUUGUGUUCUGGACUCGUUGUCAUACACUUAUCACCGAUCUCGAGAUAUGUAAUGUUGAAGAUAAAAAUGACAGAAAAUGUUAUCCCAUAAAAAAUAAAAUUCACUGGCCCAACAUCGAUCACGAUGCUGCACUGGUGUUCUUGAAGUACAUUUACUCUGGAAAGAUAGCUCGGGAGGAUUUGAAGGGCAACAAUAUCCUAGAGCAGGUCAUCUCCUUGGGUAAGAAAUACAAAGUUGCAGAAUUGUUGAAAAUCGUGGAGAAUUCAGAAAAGAAAAGGAGCGAUGAAUCUAAGAGGAAUACAAGUACACUGAAUGCCUUUGAACAAUUGAAGAAGGUGAAGGAGGAUUCAACAGGCAUCAAAAAUACUAAGAAUAUUGAAAAGAAAUCGUCGUUCAGUGAAUCAAUGCACAACUCUAUAGAUACCAAAAAUAACUCAGUACCAACCGUUAUUGAACUUGAUUCUUCCCUCGAUGGAUCAAUAACGGAAGAGGGACAUCUGACUGACGAAAAAGUCAUGAAAAAAACGGAACGGUCGUUGAACCGUCGACACAAUACAACUUCUCCGGACUUGUUCGACGACAGCGAGAUGUUUCAUGAUGUUCCUGAAAGUGCGUUGGAAUCCCCCCAUCACCCAAUCAUGUCUGACGUUUUAAAAUCAAUUUCCGCGUCAGAUAGAAAUCCUGAGCCCAAGCAAAAGAGUGAUCUCAGUGUGUUCAUCAAUAACAUUGAAAGGAGGCAAGCCAGAAACGUCCUGGAAUCUGAUACCGAUGGAGAUACUCCGGUGAGAGCUGCGAACGAACGCAGGCGAAAUCCGUUUAGAGUAGGGGCUCGCAGUUUCGAUGAUUCAGAACUCUGGAGUAAAAAUACAUCGAGCAAGGCUAGGAAAUCUUCUGAAGACAGAGCGGGAGCCCUGAGCAUGCUGGAGAAUGCUGCUCGGGCUCGUUCAGUUGAUGAUGUCGGGAAGUCUGUUGAUGUGGCAGAUAAUAAUAGCCUCGAGACAACUGAGGCUCUGGAGAACGAAGAUGACUCUAUUUACAGUAAAUACAUGAAACUAGGGAGGGAAAACAGUAUUGAAAAGUACAGAAAGGCUGUAAUAGCUGAAAGUACUCCAAAAUCAAGUGAUUCUAGAAGAAAGUACUGGGAAAAGUCGCCUGGGGUUGAUAUUAAGAUUAAAGGUAGGGGAGAAAUCACGAAGGACGAAUGCUCUCAGUUCAGAAGUUCUAAAGUGGCUGGGAAUCAAGACAAGAAUGGUUCUGAAGAAGCGCAGCUUCCUGGGAAUCUGGAGUUUGAUACCUGGGACGGAAGUUCAUCGAGUACUGGCAGUUUGUUCUCUCAGAGGAUUGAUCGUGAGAAUAUUUCGACUAACAGAAAGAGGAAAGGGGAUGCAAAUAAUAGUGGAGAGGCUGUACGUGGAAGCAAGAAACUGUCGUUCAAAUCAACUCAUUUUUUGAGGACUGAUAAUGCGGAUCUUCCGGAGCCAUUAGGGAAAGGAGAUACUUCUCAAAAGACUCCGAGGAAGAACCGUGCACCAAGCCUCAUUGUGCUGUCUUCGUCAGAUGACGAAAUGACUCCACUGAUGGAGAAUCGCUCACAGAGGCCAGACCGGAGUUGGAAGUCGGAAAAAUCAUCCGCAGGCCUCCCGGAGCGGUCCCCGGACGAGAACCUCAACUACUCCCAUGACGUUCAUUCUCUCAAUACCCCAACACCACGCCGCAAGAAAACCCUAUCGAAAACCCCUCUGAAAGACAAAACGCAGAACCUGAACAACCACCCAUCGUCGUCUGAGAACCGCCUCAAGAGGUUUCGAGAGCUCGCAUCCAUUCGGAUAUCCCACAAUGUAACCCCUCCCCUGGACUACUCUCGGAUGAAUACCCCAGAACUCCACGACGAGCUCAAGAAAUACGGCCUGAAGUGCCACACGAGGACUAACGGGAUUCAACUGCUGGAGCACAUCUACGAGGAGACGCAUCCUCUGGUCCCCCUGGAGUGCAUCCCCCCGGAGUCGUCUCCCACCGAGAAAGAGGAGCCCGCGCCCAAGAAGCGCCACCUGAAUCCCAAGAACUUACCAAAGAGAAAAAUAGUUUCCGAGGAGAUGUGCUCACAGGAGGUAGAGCAGUCUGAUUGCCCUGCGGGAGCCCUCAGUGUCUCACAGGCCUUCCGUCAACUUCUGGCGAGUGAUACUGAACUUCAUAAGAAAGUCCUGACAUACGAACCUCUUCUUCUGGAGACUUUGUACAAGAGAUUGAAGGCUGAGGGUUGUGCUGGUAACAUGAAUGAAGUGAUGGAUUUUUUGGAUAACCAAUGCAUCACUUUCCAAACACAGGUGCAGAGAAAGCAUAAGAAAGUUACCGAUGGCGGAAAUACCAAGACUGGAGGGAAGUGAUGGUUGUUGAGUGGGUAAAGAGGAUUGUGUGGCCUGGAGGGUAUCAUCAAGUUUUUUUUUUGUUUCUAGUGAGGGAGAGGUUCUUUGGUUUCUUUCGAGCAGAUAUUACCGUUACAGUUCGGUUUGUUGCAAAAUGAGAUUAGAAAUAAUUAAGAGCCAUUAAGCAAUGUGAUUUUUUUUUUGUUUUGUUUGUUUUGUUUUGUUUCUCUGGGCACACAAAAAUCUACCCUAUAAAAAUAAUCCUCAAUUUCCAUUUAAUAGCAAGUAAGAAAAUCUUUAUAAAACCUGUUUUUUAUUCUAAUAAGAAGAUACCCAAAGAGAAAAAUAUUUUUUGAUACAUUUCAUUAUUGAAUAUUAAAAAGAAAAGAAAAAACAAAUGUGAAGACAAUUCGCAGGAAUGUAGAGGAGAGGAUAAAAGGGUCUUUAUACUGGCAAAUUCAAACUUCAUAAUGCCGAUUUUUUAUUUUUUUUUAUCUUAUCAUUUAUUUUACAUUAUAAUGUUUCUAUUUGAAAAUGUAGGAAGUUUUGAAAAUGUCAUUUUGUAUUAGGAAGAAACCUAUUGAAUGUAACUAGUCUUUCAUAUUGAGCUCUUUUCGUUGGGUUUUACUCCUUUGUUUAUAUUGUCUGUCGUUGCAUGCGAAAAAUAUCAAGAAUAUAUUCUGGAGAAUUUACGAUGAGCGUGGAAUCAGUGAAUUAGCCUUAGGCAUCAGGAAUUCCUCGACUAUCGCUGAAACCAUCUCUGCGAGAAUGUUCUUUAGGGUAUCAAUGUUCCUGUUAAAGAAAGUAAUAAAAACCUUUAUUAUUUAUGAA
Diachasmimorpha longicaudata is the source of this 5479-nucleotide messenger RNA. RefSeq lists its product as uncharacterized. Gene Ontology annotation, cellular component: Slx1-Slx4 complex; nucleus. The transcript has 3 exons. Gene Ontology annotation, molecular function: protein binding. Gene Ontology annotation, biological process: DNA repair; resolution of meiotic recombination intermediates; DNA replication. The coding region runs from base 836 to 4669 and encodes 1277 amino acids. The record is from RefSeq and is a predicted model, not a curated record. NCBI's taxonomy places the organism in Eukaryota, Metazoa, Arthropoda, Insecta, Hymenoptera, Braconidae.